AAUAGUUUGACGAGCGUUACAAAUAAAUUAUAAGUAAAUAUGACAGGAAAUUACAAAAGAUAUUAUGAUUUUAUAAGAAAUGCAACAACAACGGAUGAAUAUAAAACAGUUAACAAAUACGCUGCCUUUCUUCCGAUACCUGCAGUUUUAAGUUUAAUUUUAAUUCUGAUCGGGUUUGUUACCCCCGGAUGGGCGGGUUUGGAAAUAGGGGGAACAUUUUAUGGCUUCGGAUUGUGGUAUGAUUAUCUUUGUAAAGAAGGAUCAGAUUGUGAAACGAAAGUGUUUGCUCACAAUGUGAAGUCAAAGGAUUUAGCAGAUGCAGCUGAAAAUAGCAUGGUGAAAUAUCGAGUGAUGGCAAGUUUAGCUUUGGUCUUCCAAAUAUUUGCAACUAUCUCGGCAUUGUUGGCCAUAAUACCAAAGACGAACUUGAAACAAUACCUGUUUACAUUUAUUUGCACCUGCGGCUUAUGUUUGUUCUUAUCAGCCAUUUUCAGUCUGGUCACAUCAGGGACACUCCAAAUUAUCAAAUCUAUUACCGUGUUCAAGAAAUACGAACACAUCGUAGGAGAGAGUCCCUAUACGUUUCCCUAUUCAUUGUUCCUGUUUGGCGCCGGAGGAAGCAUGUCAGCGUUCACAAUGUUUUUUAUCAUGGGAAUAUUUUGCUACAGCGCAAGUCAUUAAAAGGACAAAUCGGACACAACAUCCCAGUGUCUUAAUUAACUGUAUGUGUGUUUUACAGGGAACCUCAAAUUAGCCGCAAACACGUGAAAUAAGGGCUGGUGUCCUUUCAAAGACAUGAGAAAAACCUUUUGAGUGAGAGUCAUCAGACUUGUACACUACUUGGUCACUCAAGAAUGUCUAUUGUAUUUGUUACUGUAUCGGUUGUCCUCAUCCCUUCCCACGCCAAUGAGAAAUGUUACUCAGCAAGUAUGUCCAGUGUGUUGACUAGAGUUCUUUCAGAAAUGAUACA
Mya arenaria is the source of this 970-nucleotide messenger RNA. RefSeq lists its product as uncharacterized. Bases 40 to 681 code for a protein of 213 amino acids. The transcript is spliced from 3 exons. The record is from RefSeq and is a predicted model, not a curated record. NCBI's taxonomy places the organism in Eukaryota, Metazoa, Mollusca, Bivalvia, Myida, Myidae.